GAACGUCCGUACAGUUCAUCAGAUCGAAAAAAUCAGAAGGAAAAGAUUACAAAAUCACCUGUCUCACCUGGUGAAUCUCACAAAACUCAAGCAGAAGGCCAUAACGAUUCUACAGUAACGGAUUUUACUGAGGAGUCUAUUGCUUCAUCGACGCCAGUGAAGCCAAUCCUGCAGAUGUUUCAUAGUGACUCUUCUUCGUUGAACUCGAUGGAGUCAAUAGAAAAAUCUACCCAGGAACCAAUGGCAUCUUCAUCGGCGCCCAUCGAGCCAAUUAUAGAUCAAGAAAUUGUUCACAAUUUUAUAUUCGACAAAAUUCCAAUUUACAUUAC
Molecule: messenger RNA, 329 nt
Organism: Temnothorax curvispinosus
Lineage: Eukaryota; Metazoa; Arthropoda; Insecta; Hymenoptera; Formicidae
Exons: 2
Source: RefSeq, a predicted model, not a curated record